CUCAAGUGUACAGCGCAAUAGCAAAUAAUCUGUUUCUCAGUAUUACAUGAAGUAUAUCAUAGGGUGGGAGUCUGGAAGAGCACUACGUCAUUUAUGACAUAUAUUGAGUGGAAGCCAGUAUGGCUGAACAAAAUUCUCAAUCCUGUGAAAAGAACUCUGAUUAUGAAAGCUUAGAUAACGAUGAAACGGAUAAGGAUGAUGCAAAAGUGAACCAAGACGACCAAUGGCAAGCAUUUAGGCCAACAAUUCGCGAAAGAACAGAAUACAUGUUUAGAAACAGUCUUAUGAGUGAUACACAAUUUUCAAUCCGAGAUGCGACCUCAGAUACAGAAACAGAAACGAAAGUUAUACCUGCACAUAAAUUCGUGUUGGCAGUCGGUAGUCCAGUAUUUUACGCUAUGUUUUAUGGAAAACUAGCUGAAAGUCAGGAAACCAUCGAAAUAGUCGACAGCGACUAUCAAAGUUUUAUCGAGUUUUUACGAUUUUUGUACUGCGAUGAAACAAAUCUGACAAUUGAUAUGGUCAUGGCUGUUACGUACUUGUCAAAGAAAUACAUAGUUCCAGCCUUGGAAAAGAGAUGUCGAUCUUUCGUGGAAAAAGCCGUUAGUGGCAGUAACGUUUUUCAAUUGCUAAGUCACGCCAGGAAAUACAAGGAUGAUUUUGUUGAAAAAAUUUGUUGGGAUUAUUUAGAUAGUGACACUGUGGAAGCCAUUAAUUCGGAAGGAUUUCUUAGCAUUAAAGAGGAUUUGCUGUGCGAACUGUUAAUACGAGAUACAUUACAUGCCAAAGAGAUAGAAUUAUUUCUGGCUGUUGUGAGAUGGAUUGAUAUGAAUGCCUUGGUUGUCAACAAUGAAGAACAGAUGGAUGAGAAGAAAUCAGAAAAGGUUGUGAACCUUGUUCGUUACCCGUUGAUGUCACAACAUGAGUUUGCCGAACAUGUUGUGAAGUCCAAGUUACUUCGUCAUGAAGAUGUUAUCAAUAUGUUUUUGAAGUUUAACGAUACCCUUGAAGACGACAAUAUCUUGCCAUUUUCGCAAGUUCCUCGUCGAGGUUACUACCGCUGUUCAUUAUGGGAACAUGUCUAUGAUACUCUGGACAUUGAAGCUUGGGAUAUAGAAGCAAGUCGUAUGCCCAAUACAUUGACUUUCUCAUCAAAUUCUAAUAUACUGUUGUGUGGUGUUGGUUUGUAUGGCAGUGAUAAUAAAAAUGAAUCUUACAGUUUUCAAGUUCACGUCUCUGAUGAAGAUGAAACAGUUUUGCUUCAAAGCGAAGGGUCGUUCAGUUGUCAUAAUCAAUGCUUUGCAUAUGAUGUGAUAUUUAAUAAGCCAGUGAAAGUACAUAAAAAUAUCUGGUACACCAUCCAUGCCACUGUGGAUGGUCCUAGGGGAGUGUAUGGUGGACAAUCUGUUGCCACAGCAACAGGCCUUCAGUUAGACGAGAUUAGUUGUGGGUCUGUGCGCUUCUUGUUUAAAGACAACACUACAAGAUUACAAAAUAUGUAUAAUCAUUUUGCUGGAUUACUUUAUUUCUUGCGAUAGAACAACAAAGUUGUUUGCUUAUGUUAGUAUAAAAUACUGGUUGCUGUGAAUCUUAAAAGAACAUUUUCAACUAGUUGUGUUAUAGACCAAAUGGAAUACAUUGUUUAAAUAAAUGUUGACUAAAAAGUGAA
Molecule: messenger RNA, 1669 nt
Organism: Xenia sp. Carnegie-2017
Lineage: Eukaryota; Metazoa; Cnidaria; Anthozoa; Malacalcyonacea; Xeniidae
Product: BTB/POZ domain-containing protein 2-like
Exons: 1
Coding region: 120-1538 (472 amino acids)
Biological process (GO): neurogenesis
Cellular component (GO): cytosol
Molecular function (GO): protein binding
Source: RefSeq, a predicted model, not a curated record